AUGAUAACUAGUUCCAAGAGAAAUUCGUAAAAGUCAAAGAGAGAAAUGGACAAAGCAACACUCUUAAGAAUUCCCCGAAUUCCAGGAAAAAAUAAAAUGGUGAGAAUAGCCAAUAGAUUCAAUCAAUAGGGAAAGAUGGUUUCCCUGUAUAUUUCUCACCAUAUCAUAAAUCAAUCUAUUUAUUAACUAUCCCCUGCACUUCAUCCUUUAUCAGAUCAGCAGCAUUAGCUUUAUCAAGCUAAACAUAUUUAGGCAAACAGAUUUACCCUAAAAGAUUCAGAAGCGAGACUUCUUCUAACUAAUUAAGUUGACACUGAAGUAAAUUGUUAAUCUAUCGGCAAGAUAACUUUGAAUAAAAGGAAGAGCAGUGCUUCACCUCAGCGAGUAUUUCAAACGUUAAAGCUGUUAGAGCGGGAGCACUCUGGGGAAUCAUAUCCAGCUAAAAUGUUUAAUGAAAUGAUUAGUUCAGUUGGUAAAUCUUAAAUGACAGCAGCCUUUUUCAACUCAAGCAUGAAUGCCGAUAAAUAAAUGAACAACUAAAUUCUCAUAUCAUCUGGGUCUUCAAAAAAUUAAGAAGUGAGGACAACUAUACCAGCAGGAGACAAUUCUAUGAAUGAAAUUCAAAACAACGAGAUAAAUUAAAGACGAAGAAGUAGCGGUAAAAGUAGCAAAAACUAGAAUAUGAUAGUUAUUGAUAAUGUUAGGGUAGUAGAGGAUGAACUUUCUAGAAUAAAUGAGAAAAAUGUUGAAAACUAAGACUUUUCAGACUAAUCAGAAAAGGAGAAUUUAUUUACAGAAAAUUUAAACACUGAGCAUAACUCAGUCACGCAUACUAUUAAUAACCCUAGUUUCUUUGUUUCAGAAGACUCAUCUAUGAGGGAAGAAGAAAUUUUUUCGAGUAACUAUUAGUAGCACCAUCCAUUAAAAUUCAAUAUAAAGUUUUAAGGAAAAAGAAAGGAUUAAACUUUUGCAGAGCAUUUCAGGUAUAUAUAGAGAGACACUUUCUCGAGUAAUGGAUCUCCAGAUAUCAUCAUCAGAGCUCCAGAAGAAGAUAAUUUCUCAGAAAUAGGAUAUAUACCAUCAACCUUCAAAAAUGCAGAUGAUAGUGAUAGGAAGAGAUUAUUAAAGCAAAAAUAGCGCAAGAAAGAUUAGCUAUGUGAAAUAUCUUUAAAGUAAAAGGACGAUUAGUCUCAGUAGCAUAUAAUUUAUCAUGGGAGUAAGCCUAUAAUUAUUGGAGGAACAUCUAAAAAUGUCAGGAAAAAGAUUGGUUCUAAAGAUAGAAAAGCUAGUUUUUUGUAAACAUAACUUGGAUCAAGUGACUCAAUUAAGACAGCUAAUGAAAAGUCAUUAAUCUCUAAAAAUGCUCUUCCUAAGCAUCGAGUAUAUUACAAAUUAGUAAACAAUGUACUUAUCCCAGUAAGGCCUAAACGUAAAAAGGAGUUUUCUCCAUAGAUAGAUGCAUAGCAGAAUAUGGCUAAAUAAGACGAACAGACUGCAAAUGUUUCAAUUGGGGUAAAAAGAAUUAAAACUAUUAUGGAGGUUAAUGAGGAGGAGGAGAAGAAUCAACAAAAUCAAGAUAGAGAAUAAAGUGUUAAAAAUGACAAUGAAAAACAGCAAGAUAUAAUAUCUCUCGACAAAUAUCUCCUAUCAGACAGACAUCAUUCAAUCUCAAAUUAAAGUAGAUAGUAGCAGAAUUCUUAACAGACGAAUAAUAGCACUAUGGAGAGAUACAAAACUGAUGAAGAAUAAAAAAUGUAGGAAUCAAGCAUUAGCAAGAAGGCAGCAAGUGCUUUCUAAAAGAUUAAGUCGCUAGAAUAAGAUAUUAUGACAAUAUCUAGAACGAAAAACAUGAUAUCUUAAAUAAGGAGGAAAAAUCAAGAGCUUCUUGAUACCUAGGAUAAAUAAAGAGGUGUUGGGAUAGGCUAUAGUAACACUGUAUUUACAAAGAUUAAUAAAAAUGAAAGGUAGAGUAGUUUCAUCAAAAAGUUAUAUCCUGGUUAACCUGAAACUCCAAUUGGAAGUCCAAAUAAUAUCAAUCAUUUAGAUAUUAGAAGAAAACAAUCAAGUGAAUCAAGGUAAUCACCGAAUUCUUAAAGAAAAAUCAGAAAACAUCAAAAUAAUACAACUUAUGAAGUGUCCUAGAGAAGAAACAAAGAAAAUCAUGACUUCUAAUUCUAGGAAUCAUUAGCAAAAAUUUCCAAUCACAUGGCCCAGUAAUAUUCUUUCAAGUCUUCUAAUAGAUCUGAAUAUGAAAGUAUAAGUGUGAGUAAGGGAUUUGCGUAUGAAUCCUUUUAUGACUCAUUUUCCUAUGAAGAUGAAUAUGAAGAAGAUGAUAGCCAAAAUUUUGAUUCGGAAGUCAGUAUGGAGACAUAUGAGAUAGAUAUGGAUAAGAGUGAUACAUCAACUUUCAUGGAUAAGCUACAAAGAGAUGGUACGAUUAACUCAUCAAGUUUAUCUCCAAUGAAUGGUAAUAAAGGAAGUUUAGAAAGUCAUCAAAGGAUUAAAUUAAUAAAGAGAAUUAGAAAGCAAUAGGAAUAAAGUUAGUCAAAUAUUCCUCAUGGAUCAUAUGCCUCAAAGCAUUCAUCAUAAUUAUCUUUUGAUACAAGACAUUAAGAAGCAAAUAAUGAUAAUAGAAAGGCAUCAGAUCUUAGUCUUGAGAAUAAUACUCUUGAUGACAAAGACAAAGAUAGGGCGAAAAAUAUAGGAAACUUUGCUAAGGUUUAUGAAUGCAAUAAUGAAAAUGAUAAUAAAACCUAUGCAAUGAAGAUUAUUAAAAAAAAGAAACUGAACAGAUAGUUUAAUUUCUCAAAAAAGAAAGCUUAAAACUUUCUAGAGACUGAAAUGGCUGAUCAUCCAAACGUCUUAGCUUUGUAUGAAAUUAUAAAUGAAGCUGAAAUGGACAAACUUUAUUUAAUUACAGAAUUGCUGCAAGGAAGUUUGGCUUAGAAAAUAAAUGGGAAGAAGCCAUUAACAGAGGAAGAGAUUAGAUUUUAUUUUAGAGAUUUGAUAAGUGCACUAGAAUACUGUCAUGAUUGUGCAUAAGUUAUUCAUAGGGAUAUUAAACCAGAAAAUAUUCUAAUAGAUGAGAAUAACAGAGUUAGAUUGGCUGAUUUUGGAGUUAGUCAUAUAAUGGAAAAUGGACACGAUACUAUCAAUAAUAGAGCUGGAUCUAAUUUUUAUUUUAGUCCAGAAAUUAUCUUAGGUAAUACUUACAAAGGAAAACCAGCAGAUAUUUGGGCAUGUGGGGUCACUCUUUACUAUAUGCUGACAAAAAAAUUUCCAUUUAUGUCAAAUAGAAUUUAAGAGUUGCAGACACAAAUUGUUAACGACACUCCUGACCUUGAUUUAAUUCAAAAUGUGUAAAUUAGAGAUCUUCUAGAAAAAAUAUUUAUAAAAGACCCAGCUAAGAGAAUAACUCUAACAGAAAUAACGAAGCAUAUGUGGUUGACUAAAGACGGCACGGAUAUGAUGCCAGAAAUGAAGAAACAAAAGAUUGUAAUCACAGACAAAGAUCUUAAGUCUGUAUUUACAAGAGUAGUAAAAAUGAGAAGAGUUCUCAAUAGAUUUAGAGGUAAAAGUACUGAAUUAGACUAAGUUGAAACAUAGAAUAGGCUCAAGAGUAAUAUGUAGUCUAUUUCUAAUACAAAUUUGCUUACCAUAUCAUAGAACAUUUACGAAACAGAAAUGUGA
Messenger RNA from Stylonychia lemnae, 3690 nucleotides. Lineage: Eukaryota; Ciliophora; Spirotrichea; Sporadotrichida; Oxytrichidae. The record is from the annotation of a GenBank genome assembly.